Molecule: messenger RNA, 355 nt
Organism: Microbotryum saponariae
Lineage: Eukaryota; Fungi; Basidiomycota; Microbotryomycetes; Microbotryales; Microbotryaceae
Source: the annotation of a GenBank genome assembly
AUGCAAGUGUUUCGGACUAUUGCAGCAAGUGGGCUCCUCUGACGAUAACGCUCACCUUACCUUCGCGCAGUCGUUCUCACUGACGACGUUCUCCCCGUCGGGCAAGCUCAUUCAAAUCGAACAUGCACUCGCUGCCGUCGGGCAAGGCACUACAAGCUUAGGCAUCAAGGGUAAGAGUCGAAGCUGAAGAGAAGUAGCUCGCGGGUGUCCGCCCACACAAUCGAAAGGAGCAGCGUCCGUCGACGUCACCCUCGUCGUUGCCGGCGUCGUCAUCGUCUUCACCCGCCUCGACCCUCGUCCGCGAUCAAUAACAUGGCCGGCAGUUUUGACGACGGCCUAUCAUCUCUUUAGUUGA